AUGGGCAAAAACACUUCCGCCAUUCCUCACCCUAUCAACGACAGAUCAGCUUUGCUCAAGAAUUUUGCUCCACAACAUAUUGUAUUAUGCGUAUCAUACCGUUCCAAAGAAGGAGCGGACUUCCUGAAGCUGAUCAACGACAGUUUUAUUCUCAGACCAUCUAAGGAUUUGCAAGAUAAGAACGUAUACCAUUACCGUAUCGCUCAUCAUGCUGUAAAUUUGGCAAUCAUCCACAAUCUCACUAAAAGUAAUAUUUCCAGCGGUUUUUACCUUCCCGACUGUGAAAAAGUGAUGGAUCAAAUGGUGGCACCGAUGAGAUUUCUAGCAAUUGACGAUGCAGAAUUCGUUACGCUCAAAGCUUGUGUCUUGUUCAAUCCUGUUGCAAAAGGCCUAUCGCCAUUGGCUGUCACUACCGUAUUGAAUACCCGAAGGCGUAUCUUCUCAGCAUUGGAACACUACGUUCGGACAAGAAAAUUUGAUGAAAAAACGCGGUUAGGAGAUCUGACCUGUUUUCUGCUUUCUCCCUUAUCGUCUUUGGCAAAUUCCAUUUGCGAAGAUAUUUUGGUGACAAAAUUGAGCGGUGUGGCACGGUUGGAUGUGCUUUUGGAAGAACUUAUGCUAGCUGAUGCUGAAGAACAGAAUAAAUGUCCCCAAAGAGCAAUGUUGACAGUCGACACAGCUCUACCCUCUACCAAUGACUUUGGCAGUUUGUUAUCUGAAAAGACGUCACUUUCGUUGACAGAACCAUUAUCCGACGAAUUUGACGCGCUCAGUUCGUUUCCCUCAGGAAUCACUCAUACUUUUACUCUUUCAAACUUUGAGGAGUCACUUCCGAUCUCACCGUCUCCGUCAGUGUCACCAAAUCUGCUCUGGUCAAGUCAGUUGGCAUCGUGCCAGCAUAGCCCAUUGUAUAUCCCAAAUGGAGGUUAUUAAAA
Molecule: messenger RNA, 935 nt
Organism: Cylicostephanus goldi
Lineage: Eukaryota; Metazoa; Nematoda; Chromadorea; Rhabditida; Strongylidae
Source: the annotation of a GenBank genome assembly